AUGGCGAAUGAUGAUAAUUGGGAUGAUCAUGAGUUUAUUACAAAUGCAGUCAUCUUAGGAGCAGUGGUGGCAGUUAGUGAAUUGACAUAUGCUGCGCCACCACAAAGGUGUUGGACUUCGCCAUUGUCGGGGCACAAAUACAUAACAGAUUUGCUUAGAAGUAAUCCAAACAAAUCAUUGUUAAUAUUGAGGAUGGACAAUCAUGUAUUCAUUGAUUUGUGCAAUGAAUUGUCAACAAAGUAUGGCUUGGUGGCAUCACGUAAAGUUGGAUUGAGAGAGACGGUAGCCAUUUUCGUUUAUAUUGUUGCACAAGGUGUUAGUACUAGAGUAGUUCAGGAUUGGUUUCAACAUUCAGGUGAAACAAUCUCACGUCUGUUUCACAAAGUGUUAGAGAGCCUAAUACUCAUGUCUACUGAUAUUAUAAGGCCAAGAGAUCCUCAAUUUUUGGUAACUCCUCGUAAAAUCGCAGAUAGUGAUAAAUAUUAUCCUUUUUUUAAGGAUUGCAUUGGGGCAAUUGAUGACACUCAUAUCCUGGCGGUGGUGCCACCUGAUGAGCGUAUUCCAUACAUUGGAUGGGAAGGGUCAGCUCAUGACUCCCGAGUAUUCAAUCAUGUUGUUACCAAUGAUCAUAGCAAUUUCCCUCACCCUCCUGCUGGAAAAUAUUACUUGGUCGAUGCCGGAUAUGCAAAUCAAAAGGGAUACCUUGUGCCAUACAAAGGGCAAAGAUACCAUCUAGAGGUAUUUCGCAAUGGUUCAGAACCCUCGGGACCCCGGGAAGCAUUCAACCAUGCUCAUUCUUCUCUACGAAGUGUCAUUGAGCAUACUUUUGGUGUAUUAAAGAAGAAAUGGUUGAUCCUAUCGUGA
This is a messenger RNA of Tripterygium wilfordii, 864 nucleotides long. RefSeq lists its product as uncharacterized. The record is from RefSeq and is a predicted model, not a curated record. Lineage: Eukaryota; Viridiplantae; Streptophyta; Magnoliopsida; Celastrales; Celastraceae. The transcript has 3 exons. The coding region runs from base 1 to 864 and encodes 287 amino acids.